CCUAACACGUACUGCCGGGACUGCGGUUUUGGAGUGGCCGGCAAGGGAGAGAUACUGGAGCUUGCGAGGACACUUUGACAACUUCUCCAGUGCUAUGGCCAAAGGGAAGAUUCUCCAGGAGGCAAAGCCCGGAGACGUGUGUGUUCUCCAUUUUGAUGAUCCAUUAGUUAGGAGCCUCCUCCCUCUACCAUUUGGGGUUCAAAAGGUGCUCUUUGGUCAGACGGCGGGGUGUGAUGUUGGUUUGGUUGCGUGCGAAAGCACACACGGAGGUCUUGGAGUAUCAUACAGAGAUAAAAUGGUGAUAUGUUUCCUUUUCAGGGUAGAAUUUGUGAUACCCAGUCCAGGUCUGCAUUUGGCUCUCAAUGCUUGUGCAGCAGCGGCAGUUGCAACUCUUUUAGGAGUUUCUCUUUCUCAAGUUGGAAGUUGUCUAUCAGCAUUUACUCCCGUCAAAAUGAGGUCAGAGCUUGAAGUUGCUAGAAAUGGAGUCAAGAUAGUCAAUGAUGUUUACAAUGCCAAUCCUGUGAGCUCCAGAGCUGCCAUUGACUUAUUGAAGAGUACUAUUGAUUGCAAGGGCCAAAAAAUUGCCAUACUUGGUGACAUGUUAGAACUCGGGCCUAGUUGGGAAGAGGUUCUGCACGUACAGCAGCCAAGGAUAUGAAUUUGCUUGAAAAGUUUAAUAUUGUGUGCUCUCUUCAGCCAGAAACUUUUGCAGAGGAAAUUGUGAAGAGGAUAAAUUGUAAUGAUGUUAUUUUUGUAAAGGGUAGUCGAGGGAUGCGAAUGGAGAAAGUUGUAAAUGCAAUCAAAGCAAUGGAAAUUUGAGAUACACAUUUCUCAGCUGUUGAUGAUUUUCCUGAUGUAGACAGACAUAGGCAGGAAUGUAUAGUAUACGUGCAGAGUUGUUUUAACUGAAAUAACUGUUUUUGUGUGUGUGU
Rosa chinensis is the source of this 932-nucleotide messenger RNA. RefSeq names its product UDP-N-acetylmuramoyl-tripeptide--D-alanyl-D-alanine ligase-like. The record is from RefSeq and is a predicted model, not a curated record. Gene Ontology annotation, molecular function: ATP binding; acid-amino acid ligase activity. Gene Ontology annotation, biological process: biosynthetic process. Bases 95 to 658 code for a protein of 187 amino acids. The transcript has 3 exons. Lineage: Eukaryota; Viridiplantae; Streptophyta; Magnoliopsida; Rosales; Rosaceae.